AUGGGUACAAGCCAGCCAGCUGAGGUAGAGAGCAGUCCCCUGCUCUCCCCAGGGGGGCAACCUCACGGCCUGGGGCUGAACCGUGCCGUCUACACCAGUGCUGGUUACUGCACAUCUAGUACAGCGCUCAUCCUGCUAAACAAGGUGGCGCUGUCGUCCUUCCAAUUCAAGUCGGCCAACGCGCUGCUCUUCUCCCAGUGUCUGCUGAGCGUGAUGGCGGUGCGGAUCUGUUCCAUGGCGGGAAUUGUCAAAUUGGAACCCUUAAACAGCCACAUCAUCAAGAUUUGGCUGCCCGUCAACCUGGUGUUUUUGGGCAUGAUUGGAACCAGCUUCUGGGCGCUGCGCAGCCUGAAUGUGGGCAUGGUCACAGUGCUGAAGCAGCUGACAAACCUGUUUGUGCUCGGCGGCGACUAUCUGCUGUACAACCGCACAUACAAACUGAAUGUGUGGGGCUGCGUGGCGCUGAUGCUGCUGGCCGCCAUCUGCGGCGCCGCCACUGAUCUGGUCUUCGACGCCCUGGGCUACCUCUGGCAGAUCAUAAACUGCAUGUUCACGGCUGGCUAUGCGUUGUACAUGCGCGGUGCAAUGGACCGCGUGGCCAAGCACACCAGCGAUGGCAAGAAGCUGGGCGAGUUCUCCAUGGUGUUCUACAACAACCUCCUCAGCCUCCCAUUCCUACUCCUGAUCAUGGCAGCAACGGGCGAGGCGCAGACGGUGUGGCAAGAGCCCGAUCUGCACAACACCACCUUUUUGCUGGUGGCGGGCUUCAGCGGGUUGAUAGGCUUUGCAGUCAGCUUUGCCUCCCUCUCCUUCCUGAGCAGCACGACGCCCAGCAUCUUUUCGCUGGUUGGCAGCUUGAACAAGGUGCCGCUGGCCAUCAUUGGCCUGCUGGCCUUCAACGUGCCCUGGACGCUGCCAAACAUGGCGUCCAUACUGGUCGGAACGUUGGCGGGGGUAGUGUUUGCAGUGGUCAAGAGCAGGAGCUAG
This is a messenger RNA of Chlorella variabilis, 987 nucleotides long. RefSeq lists its product as hypothetical. The record is from RefSeq and is a predicted model, not a curated record. The coding region runs from base 1 to 987 and encodes 328 amino acids. Lineage: Eukaryota; Viridiplantae; Chlorophyta; Trebouxiophyceae; Chlorellales; Chlorellaceae. Gene Ontology annotation, molecular function: antiporter activity; GDP-mannose transmembrane transporter activity. The transcript is spliced from 5 exons. Gene Ontology annotation, cellular component: Golgi apparatus.